CGCUGCAGCCGAACGCGGUACAACGUAUUAGAGAAUAACAAGAGUUGUUUUGUUUUUUUUUUUUGGGUUUUCGGUUUAUGAUAAGCGGUGCAGUUUGUUUUAUCGCUUCGCAACGUCGAAAAUUUGACAAAGUGCAAAAUUGGAUAUCGUUGAAUUGACGGAUGUCAAGUCAUUUUGAAAAACUAAAAAAUUGAUUUACACGAUUCGUGUGUUUUUCUUCUUUGAUUGAUGACUAAAAUUAAGAAGGAAAAGAAAAAGCAUCAAACAGUGUUGUGUGUAACAUUCGUCGCAUUGUAUCGACGAUGAAAACUAAAAUAACCAUUUAAAGAGCAAUUUUGAAAAUAUUUAAAAAACGAACCGACAAUAUUUUGGAUAAAGUGUUGAAGUGUUCACUAUCAUGGACACCACGCAUUAUUUUGGAUUACCGUCGAUGAAUCUAUGUGAUUCUCAGUGAAGAAAUAUAAUAAAUCAGUGCGUUUUCAACAACGAUACUAAUAAAAAAGACAAUUGAAAUAUUUCGAUAACUUGAUCAAUUUAUCGACAUCAAAAUGCUAGUCGACGAGAUGCCACGUAGUUUCGUUAAAAGAAACAACAGCUACAGUCACUGUCCGCUUAAAAAGCGACCGGUGCACGUAAUGCUGGCCGAAGAAGCCCAAACCGAACCGAUUAAAGAAGAGUUGAAGGAGGAGGUAAUCGAGGUUGUAACGGACGACCCGAUACCGGAACCGGAAAACUUGAGCACGAAACCGGAGGAUUUGAGCAGAACAGCCGAAAAAUAUCUGCAUAAAUCGAGCCUAAUGAAUUCGUUACCGACGUCGUCACCGUCAACGUCACCGGUCGCCACGGCGAUGAUUUCUACCGAAAGAACAGCGUCGACGAUACCGAAAACAACGACAGCCACAACGCCGUUGAGGUCUCCGUCUCCGCGUCAGACGAGAUCGCCAUCCCCCGUUCUGCCGCAUCACCAUCAUAACAAUAACAACAAUCAUCACCACAUGACACAAUCGGUUACGAACUCCUUUCAAAUUCAUCAUCAUCAUCACCUCCACCGCAAUUAUCCCGUGAAAAGUUUGACGCCACCGGCAGGAGUUGUUCCCGUCGCGGUGCAUCCGAUGGCUAAAAAAGCGAGAGUGGAAGUGAUCCUUCACGAAAAUUCAUCGUCCUCGUCGUCCUCGUCGUCCGGUCAAACGGGUCCGAUGCAUUUCAUGGCAACGGGUGGAUCGCCAACGGUGGCUGUAUCGUCGGGAGCGGUGGUCCCUCUGGAACCUUUGAACCUGAACACACCGGUGGAACCUUUGGCUCGUUACGCAACCCCCGCAUGGGCCCGAUCAGCGCCUUUGUUUCCACCACAUUAUCUCCCGUAUCCUGCGGCGUACCGUUAUCCCAGUGGUGCGGAACUUUAUCCAGCUUACCCGGUACCCGGUUCGGCCGGAUAUCCAAAUUCAUCGCCGGAUCAUCCAUCGGCGUCUCCACCUCCCCACACGGUCUUGACAUGUCCGACGAUUCAGCGACCUGUCGCCAGGAGUUACGCACCUUGGGCCAGUCCCGAUCAUUGCGGAUUGUCGCCGACGAGUUCAUUGGGUUCCGGAUCACUGAGAUCGCCACCACCCGUAACACCGGAAGACCUUUCGUCCCCCGGUAGCGACAGCGGCCGAUCGUCGGCGGGAAGUACAUCGGCGGGUCCGAUCGGCGGUCAGAAAAUGGAUAAAAAUUCAUCGUCGCCGAGGUACCAGUGUCCCGAUUGCGGUAAAUCCUAUUCGACGUAUUCCGGAUUAUCGAAACACCAACAAUUUCAUUGCGCGGCCGCCGAAGGACAGACUAAAAAAUCAUUCUCCUGCAAAUAUUGCGAAAAAGUUUACGUAAGUCUGGGUGCACUGAAAAUGCACAUAAGAACCCACACGUUACCUUGCAAGUGUCAUUUAUGUGGUAAGGCAUUUUCAAGGCCAUGGCUACUACAGGGACACAUAAGAACCCAUACGGGUGAAAAACCAUUCAGUUGUCAGCAUUGCAAUCGGGCGUUCGCCGACAGAAGCAAUUUACGAGCCCAUCUCCAAACUCAUAGCGACGUUAAAAAAUAUUCGUGCUCAUCGUGCAGUAAAACUUUUAGCAGAAUGUCUUUACUAACCAAACACCAAGAAGGUGGAUGUCCCGGAGUAGCUGUACCGAUGGCAUACGGUUGCUGAAAAAGAGAGAGAGAGAGAAAAAAAAAAAAAACAUCAUAAAAACAUAUUCUGAAUUAUUCUUUUCAGAAUAUCGCACAUACAGAUAAAGAGGUUCGUUUGACAUGUAUAUCAUAUAUAUGUAAUAUAUAUAUAUAAGUAUUUAUGAAUCACGAAGAGAUUGAAUAUAUACAGUGCCUUAAAACAGAAGAAAAAAGAAAAAUUUAUGGUAAUAUUUCGAUAUUUAAAUAUAUACCUAACAAGUUCCAAUUUUACUUCAUAUAUUGCAUUAUACAAAAAUGAAAGAUCAUUGAAAAAAACGAGCGAAAAAAAGAACCUCGCACCACGUAUAAUAAGACUGCAGCAGUUUAUGAUCGAGUACAAAACAAGAAUCAAGAGAUGAACAAAAAAAAAAAUUAAUAAUAAGAAUGAUAGUAAUAAUAAUAAUGAUAACGACAAUCGCGCGCGGAACACGAGAAUCAUUUUCUCUUCGAAAUUAUUGAAGGAAAAAAAUCUGUCCGUAGAUUUCAACUUUUUGAGAAAAUGAAUGAUCAUAUAUAGUUUGUUUUUUUUUUCCAUUUUUCUUCCGAUGCCAUAAUAAUUCAUACAUAGAAAAAAGAAAGGAGAUGUAUUAUACAUGGGUUUUGGUGCUAAGCCGCGUGCAGGGAUAUAAAGUAAAAAAAAAAACAAAUUAUACCCGCACACGAAAGGUGUUAAUUACAUAUGAAUAUAAUAAUUGCUGCUGAACCGCCGAAAGCGGUCCCGUGAAAAACCAUUUGUGCCAUUUGUUUCAAUUCUUUCCAUAAAACGUUUGAAGUUAAGGAGAAAGAAAUGCAUAUGUACACUCAGUUUACUCAAUUAGCUUAUACGUAUAUCUAUGACAUUUUUCUGCUCUUUCUCUCGCGUGAAGAUUUGAAUUUUAUCUUUUCUCACAUAAAUUAUUAUCCCGGAUUGAUAACACUCCUGUACAGUUUUUUUUUUUUUCAUUCUUUCACUUAACAAUUAUGAUAUCGUCAUUUUACACAACACAUACAUACUGACCUAAUAAUUUAUAUAAAUCAUUUUUAACACGAUUAUUAGAUUUUAAGUUUAAGAAUAUAAUUUUCUAUCGAUAGCACAAAAUUACCGCACAACGUCGUGUUGUACAUGAAAAGCCAUUUUUUGAUAAAAAAUAUGCAGUGCCUAGAUGAUAAGAUUUUAAAAUAGUAUUAUUACAAUAAUUGAUAACAAGAAGAGUAGAAAAAACAUAUAUGUGUACAAAUUUCUUUUUUCUACUCUUCUUCCCUAUACGUGUUCUAUUUCUUUCGAAUUUUACUUCUUUGUAUGCUCUCUUUCUUCUGUUUCCUAUCGAACUAUGUACUUCUCAAUUUUGUAAAAUAGUUAUCCCUAUCAUUAUUAUCAUUAUUAAUAUUUUUAGCACGUAAGUCGAUGUAUAUUUGAACUUUUUAAUUUCUCUCUCCACUACUAUUUAAGUUACUCGAUGAAACUAGUCAUGUAUUAUAACAAUCAUUAUAUACACCGACGAGAAUAUGAUGAUUACAUCAACAUUUUAUAAAAUAUUUAACAACAAUAACGAAUAACAAUAUUUCAAAACGUGAAAAAAAAAAGUAAGAAAAGCAAAAAAAAAAAAAUUAAAAAAAAAAAACGUCAAACCAACAGCUCGAUAAGCCCGAUAUACGAUGAUCGCCUUAAAAAUAUCGUUCUAAACUUAAUAUAACAUAUUAUAUAUACAGAAAAAAGACAAAAAAAAAUAUAUACAUACAUAAAUUAUAUAUAUGUGUAUAUUAUAUACAUAUAUAUAUUAUAUUAUUAUAUAUCGUGCGUUUUCAGGGUGAGCAACAACACUAUUUUUUAGAUAUAAUGAAUAUAAAUAGAAAAAAAAAAUAACUACUACGAAAUAUAGAUAUUGCCUAUAGAUAUAAAGAAAAUAUUUUAUACGAAAAUAAAUCACUAAAAUCAAACUUGAAAAAAAAAA
Molecule: messenger RNA, 4134 nt
Organism: Athalia rosae (coleseed sawfly)
Lineage: Eukaryota; Metazoa; Arthropoda; Insecta; Hymenoptera; Athaliidae
Product: protein glass-like
Exons: 2
Coding region: 549-2183 (544 amino acids)
Biological process (GO): regulation of DNA-templated transcription
Molecular function (GO): RNA polymerase II cis-regulatory region sequence-specific DNA binding; DNA-binding transcription factor activity, RNA polymerase II-specific
Source: RefSeq, a predicted model, not a curated record